This is a messenger RNA of Planococcus citri (citrus mealybug), 1570 nucleotides long. Its product is annotated as glucose transporter GlcP-like. Gene Ontology annotation, biological process: transmembrane transport. Gene Ontology annotation, molecular function: transmembrane transporter activity. Lineage: Eukaryota; Metazoa; Arthropoda; Insecta; Hemiptera; Pseudococcidae. The transcript has 3 exons. Bases 167 to 1558 code for a protein of 463 amino acids. The record is from RefSeq and is a predicted model, not a curated record. Gene Ontology annotation, cellular component: membrane.
ACUUCAGAUAAGAUUACCUAUAAGAAAAAAGUAUGUGCUGAUUAAUACAAUGGCAUCACUUAUUCUUUGGAAAAAUACAAUCGAAGAGCACCUACCUACAUGAAAACCGGAUUUAGAACUUGUACGUAUUAUUCGUAAUAUAGGUUCAUAGCAGAACACAUAAAAAAUGAGCAAAUUACCAGCGGAAGCAGUUCGAAAACAAAUUAUUGGUUUGAUUCCAGUGUACAUGAACGUAUUCAUGAUGGGAUGUGCAAAUGGAUGGCUGCCGAAUGUUAUGUAUUUCAUGAUGCACGGGCAAGAAGUACAUGCGACGUCUGGGCAAUGUGCUUUGAUAGCAUCUUUUAGUGAACUCGGAAGAAUCAUAUUUGCCAUACCAGCAGGAAUUCUGACGGAUAAAUAUGGCAGGAAGAAUAUCACCGUAAUCAUCGGUUUCUUGCAUUUUUUUACAUGGCUGGGACUUUCAUUAAACACAUCUUUAGUUACGAUUUACAUAGGAAGACUCGUUUUAGGCGCAGUAACAGCAAUGGUGAAUGCAACAGCGUUAAUUUCAAUAGGUGAAAUAGCAUCGCCCGAAAAUCGAGGACAACUCACCAGCAUAUACCGAAUUUUUAUGCACAUAGGAGCAAUAUUACCAUCAAUUAUAAGCGUUACAUUUUCCGCUUACAAAUCACUCGCUUGGGCUAUAACGAUUUUCUCGAUUAUAAGCUUACUUUCAAUGUUCUGGGUCGUGGAAACGCCUAGUUUUCUAAUAAGUGUAUCGAAACUGGAACAAGCUAGAGUUAUUCUUCAAGAAAUCAGACAAGGAUACCAACAGAGUGACAUUAAUAACGAAUUCGAAAAACUCAGAAAAUACAUCGAAGAUGAAAAAGCUCGAAAGAGUCAACUAAGUUGGUUAAAAUUUCUCAAAUCAAAAGCCAUUAGAAGGCCGUUGUUUACAGGCACGUUAUUAAAUUUUUUCACCAUAGCAACAGGUGGAAUUCUAAUAAGAAUUUACAUUACUGCGGUAAUCCCACCUCACGAGUUUCUGCCGAAAAAAUAUUACCCGUUGAUUCUUCAAAUUAUUUUGCUUUUUAUCGCCUUCACCAGCACAUUCUACAUAGAUAAAUUUCCUCGCAGAAUUAUAUCACUGUUUGGAGCUUCGGCUUUGAUGGUGACCAAUGCGGUUUGUGCCCUUACAAGUUACCUUGAAAUGGAAAAUCAAAUUGGCGAUACGUUUAAAUGUUAUUUUAUACUGAGUACUAUUUUAUCAAUAAUAUUUUAUGGUGCUUCGAUACAACCGAUGAGCAGCACCAUUAAAGCUGAACUUUAUCCUCAGGCUGUGAAAGGGUUUUGUGGAUCAGUUGGAGUAAUUAGUCAGUCAAUAUCGGCGAUAAUUUUAUAUCAGGUGUAUAAUUUCAUCAAAGAUCAUUUUCAUAUUUAUAUAAUUUACGUUAUAUUUUCCAUCAAUUCUUUUAUACUAUUCUUAGUCACGUAUUUUCUUUUGCCAGAAGCUCGUGGAGUAUUCCUAACCGAUUUACAAAUGAAAUUUAAAGGUAAUCCUCAAUCAAAUAAUGUUUAAUAGUUAUUUUCU